Xenia sp. Carnegie-2017 is the source of this 2242-nucleotide messenger RNA. RefSeq names its product A-kinase anchor protein 1, mitochondrial-like. NCBI's taxonomy places the organism in Eukaryota, Metazoa, Cnidaria, Anthozoa, Malacalcyonacea, Xeniidae. The record is from RefSeq and is a predicted model, not a curated record. Bases 412 to 1962 code for a protein of 516 amino acids. Gene Ontology annotation, molecular function: RNA binding. The transcript is spliced from 5 exons.
AGUAAAAGUGAAAUUUUGAUGUUCUUUGAAAUUCGCCAAAGCAGCGCUACUUUUGCAUUUCAUAAGCGGACGGUUGUUAUAAAGCCGGCGUAUGUGGGCGAGCGUUUACGAUUACUUAUCGAGGCGUUUCUGAACAGCGCAACUCAGAAAAUGCUAAUAUAUUAUAUCCUUACACAGUGAAGUUGCUUUGUUUGUACAAUAUGCACAUGUCCCGUGAAAUGCACUCGAGACAGGGGAAUUCUUUUCUGUAGGUUGUAUGUGAUAGUAUACAUAUGUAUAAGAAGUGUUGUGCUGUUUAAAAAAUCGUGUUCGCUUCGGCUCAUCCCGUCACCGAACAGACAUUCGGAGUUGAACGGAAACAAGAAGAAAAGAGACCACAACCUCGACGCCAUCAUUGCUCGCGUUGGCCAUAUGAGAAUUAGCGUUAAGUUUUUGAUUGGUUUAGCUAUGCCCGGCUUAGCGUUGGCUGCUAUAUGUUUGCUGUUCACGCGAAAAUCACGUGAUAAUGACGGCAAUCCCCUUGUCGAGGUGGACACUAGAAAAACAUUAGAUCAAUGUUGCGAUAAUACUGAGUCAGGUCAAAGUGAAGAGCACAAGCCUGAAAAAAUGGCCGUGAGUUUCAAUGAUUUGACUGCAAAGGAAGAUGGACAGUAUAUCAAGAAUAAUGCGAAUGAUGAAAUUUCUAAAAUUGGUGACGCGGGUUGUGGAAAUGCGGAAGAGACAUCCGAGCAUCGCUGCAAAGAAAUUGAAAACCCAGUUAAGCAUAGUCCUGUUACAUGUUCAGGAAAUAAUCGUUGGAAUCUAGAUGUAUCAGUCGAGGAAAAUUGUUCAAAUUUAGAAUUGCAAGGCGCAAACAGCUGUGAUCAGUCGAAAUCUGCAUCUAUGAAUGUAGUUCAUAAUACAAGCAUUGAAGUGGGGAGCUCCAAUCAAACGUCUACCAAAGACUCACUUCAAGGUGACCAUCCAAAAAGGAAAGUCCACUAUCGGGCCCAAUCCCUUGACGAUUCCUCGGAUAUAAGCAGCAGUGAUAGUCAAGUGGAGAUAAGUGAUAUUCCAUGUCAUGAUGACGCCUCCACUGAAGAGGUCACGUGGGAGUUGGAGUUUCCUCAAGCGCUAUGCGGAAGACUUAUUGGGAAAAAAGGAAAGAACGUGCAAAAAAUCUCUGAAGCUACCGGCACAAAAAUCCGCUUAAUACCACAAAAGGAGAACAUGGAAUCUUCGCAGAGACUGGUUGCCUUAACAGGAUCUGUAAAACGACUGGAAUUAGCAUUAAAAGCAUUGCGGGUGAAGUUCCCCUGCGUGCCUUUCACGAGAUUAGACGGUAAUUAUCCUUACGUAGAGGCUCUACCAAGCGUAACACGUAUUACGUUACCUAAAGACAAGCUAUUCCAGGUUUUUGUAACGAACAUCGUGAAUGCCGACCAUUUCUAUGUUCAACUGUGUGAGCAUUCUGUACAGAAUUUUUUGAGGCAGCUAGAACAGCAAAUGUACCAUUACUAUUGUAAUUUCAACACCGUUCACGUGCUACAACGUGACGUAACUGUCGGUGUACUUUGUGCUGCAAUGUCGCCAAGCGGUUGGUGGUGGCGUGCUCAGGUAGUUGGCUUGCUUAUGUCGCCCGAUGACGUCGAGAUCACGUGGCUUGAUUAUGGUGGACGCGUAACUGUUCCCACUUCAAUGUUGCGGGAACUAAGACCUGAAUUUCUGCUCCAACCUUUCCAAGCUGUUGAAUGCUACCUUAGCAAUGUCGAACCUAAUCAUGGUGAAAAUCAGUUCUCCAUGGCCGCGUGUGCACUGUUAGAACAACUCACUCUUAACGUCGCUUUGACAACCAGGAUCACCGGUUUCAAAAGAGAUUGUCCCAAUUUAGAAUUAUGGUUCUCAGAUCAAUGGACCGGACAGACAUUGUUUGUGAACCGCGAGUUUGUGCGACGUGGAUAUGCUCGUUGGGUAGAAACGUGACCCUACUGUUCUGAACAAAUGUUUAUGGUCCAAUCUCAACGUCAUUGGCAACGCAGAAUCGACGUGUUCUACACGAAAGCAUUAAUAUAAAUUAUAAAUAUUGUAUUAUAAUACACUGGUAAAAAGCGCGCAGAGAAGUUUCUCUUUCGCACAAUGUCUAAGAGAACUGUUGUCGACUACAAUCUUUAUUUAUUCAACUUCAGGAAGGCUCGCUAACUCGCACGUUUAAGUACUGAGAUUAUUCUAUAACCAUUCAAUACAUGUGGGUUUUCUCUUCGAA